Hemicordylus capensis (graceful crag lizard) is the source of this 16734-nucleotide messenger RNA. It is a transcript of the gene HMBOX1, whose product is annotated as homeobox containing 1. The coding region runs from base 544 to 1917 and encodes 457 amino acids. Gene Ontology annotation, biological process: positive regulation of DNA-templated transcription. Gene Ontology annotation, cellular component: nucleus. The record is from RefSeq and is a predicted model, not a curated record. Gene Ontology annotation, molecular function: double-stranded telomeric DNA binding. Lineage: Eukaryota; Metazoa; Chordata; Lepidosauria; Squamata; Cordylidae. The transcript is spliced from 11 exons.
CUCCUCCCCGCGCUCCCCUUUUCGGCCGCCCAUUGGCGUGGCGGCGCUCGCGAGGGGCGCCGGGAGUAGUAGUCCUCCACGGGCAGCUCUUCCCCGUCACCCCUGGGAGGAGGGAACUACAAGUCCCAGGGCCUCGCAGCGGCAGCAGGUGGGAGCUUGGAUGUUGAUAUCAACAUGGCGCUUGUCAGACAGACAAAGACAGUCAGUCUGGUCUGAUUGAGCCCCAAAGAGAGCAGGAAGGAGUGGGAAGUCCGGGGAAGGGGCUCUUUUCCCCUGGGGGGGCCAGGGGGACGAGGGGCUGGGAGCCUCAAGCAUUUGUCACCCCCACCCUUCUGGAGCUCCCCCUCAUUUUAUCUUGCAGCCCCCCCCCCGCCAAAAAAAAAAAAUCUUUGCUUUCUUCAUUGGGACUGGGGGGGAGAUCCCCACCCCCAACUUCUGCUGUUGAAUGGUGAAGUGGAGGGGAAGGAUCCCGCACCCCAAAGAAUGGUAACUAAUGCCGAAGACCACCAAGAGGCUCUCUGACUUCCUCUCCCCAUGUAAAGUAUGCUGAGAACCUUUCCAGUGGUUCUGCUGGAAACCAUGUUUCACUACACUGAUGAACCCAGAUUCACCAUAGAGCAGAUAGACUUGCUUCAGCGUCUGAGGCGUACGGGGAUGACGCGGCACGAAAUCCUCCAUGCCCUGGAGACGUUUGACCGCCUCGACCAGGAGCACAGCGACAAGUUUGGGCGGCGGUCUGCCUACGGGAGCGGGGCUGGGUCCUGCAGCAACAGCACCAACAACGUCCCGGCGUCUUCCUCCACGGCCACGGCGGCCACACAGACCCAGCACUCGGGCAUGUCCCCCUCGCCUAGCAACAGCUACGACACCUCCCCGCAGCCUUGCACUACGAAUCAGAACGGGCGGGAGAGCAGCGAACGGCUGUCUGCCUUCAACGGGAAGAUGUCUCCCACGCGCUACCCACUGGCCAACAGCAUGGCCCAGCGGUCGUACAGCUUCGAAGCCUCCGAGGAGGACCUGGACGUUGAUGACAAAGUGGAGGAGCUGAUGAGGAGGGACAGCAGUGUCAUAAAAGAGGAAAUCAAAGCCUUCCUAGCCAACCGGAGGAUUUCGCAAGCGGUCGUUGCGCAGGUGACAGGUAUCAGCCAGAGCCGGAUCUCCCAUUGGCUGUUGCAACAGGGAUCAGACCUGAGUGAGCAGAAAAAAAGGGCCUUUUAUCGAUGGUACCAGCUGGAGAAGACAAGCCCCGGGGCUACGUUAAGCAUGCGGCCGGCCCCCAUCCCGGUAGAAGAACCAGAAUGGAGGCAGACCCCUCCCCCAGUCACUGCUACCUCUGGCACUUUCCGGCUACGGCGGGGCAGCAGGUUCACCUGGCGGAAGGAAUGUUUGGCUGUCAUGGAAAGCUACUUCAAUGAGAAUCAGUAUCCUGAUGAGGCCAAAAGAGAAGAAAUUGCAAAUGCCUGUAAUGCUGUGAUUCAAAAGCCAGGAAAGAAGCUGUCGGACUUGGAGCGAGUUACCUCUCUCAAGGUGUACAACUGGUUUGCCAACCGAAGGAAGGAAAUCAAGAGGCGAGCCAAUAUUGAAGCAGCAAUCCUGGAGAGUCAUGGGAUAGAUGUACAAAGUCCCGGAGGCCACUCCAACAGUGACGACGUAGACGGGAAUGACUAUUCCGAGCAGGACACUUGGCAAGUACGCAAUGGGGAGGAGGAGGGACGAUGUACAGAGGGAGGCAGAGAAGCAGAGAAGUUAGAAGAAGACAGGAGGAUCUGCUCGAAACAAGAUGACAGCACGAGCCAUAGCGACCACCAAGACCCGAUCUCGCUAGCUGUGGAGAUGGCAGCGGUCAACCACACCAUCCUGGCACUGGCCCGGCAAGGAACCAGUGAGAUCAAAACAGAGGCCCUGGACGACGACUGAUGAAACGCCGGAGGGGGAGGGCUCUGAGCCGAGAAAGUAACUUAGUUUUAGACGUAGCACCUUAGCAGCCUUUUCCUGGUCCCCCUAAUAUGUGUUCUUCUUACCAUAUAACUUUGCAGUCUCUUGUAUGUCCAGUUAGCCGUUUAGGGUCUUGUCCUGUGAAGAUGGCUUGGUGCCCUCUGACUCUGCGUAUAAACUCUCAGUAUUAACUCCCAGUUGACUAAUUAACCAAACCGACCAACUGACCUCCCUCUCCCGGCACCCCUCCUCCCCACGGCUAGACAAAAACCUUUGCUGCUCUGUUUUUGCAUUCCAUGAACGUGCUUCCAGGUGUCGUAGGCAAACCUCGAUCCCAAGCCUUAGGCUAAACCUACUUUGAAAAUACAUACAUAUAUAUAUAUAUAAAUAUACAUAUAUAAUAUAUUGGAUUACCUUUCAAACAUAUGGUGUUACUGCUCCCUGUGUUUCAAGACCAAAAGACGACCAACGGAGGUGGUGUUCCCAGAACAGUGGCUGCCAUCUUGGGAGGUCUGGCAGAGAAUGGUGGGGUGGUGAAGCAGAGCUCUGUGUUGGCUCGAUGUCAGUUUCCAGGUGCCAACCAGCUGUGCCCCUCUUGGCCACUCCACAGCAUGCUCUGUGCUGCUUUUUGUUGUGGUCAGUGCUGGGGCCUGAAUGUUGGGGGGAAAGGAGGGACAUCCACCAAGACAUUUUGAGUUGGCGUCCAUUCCUCAGGCACUCAACAUGGCUGUCCUCUUUUCCUGCAAGCUGUGUGGCCAAUGACAUAAAGCUAAUAACAGAACAUCUCCAAGUCCUCUGCAGGAGCCCAAAGUUUCCACCUGCAGAAGAAUGUCCCUGCUGGGUGUCUGAAAGACCGACUGUUCUGGCCAUCCCACGUUAGCCCCCAUUUUGGGGGAGGAGUCACGCUGGCUCUCGGAAUUGGGGUGUGACUGAACGAUUCCGUCACCUCCAAUGUAAAGACCCAGCAGAGUCCCCCACCCUCAGGGGAGGCAUGUCUGGAGUGGAGAAGCAAGCAGAGACCCUGGGCAGGCUUCUCUGAGGAGGUGUCCCUUUUACAUGCUGUAAGAGCCCAAUUGGAUAGUAUGCCUGUUCUGUAACAAGGCCCUGCGUAUGUAGGUGAAAUGUAAAUCGCAGCCAUGUUGGACCCUGGUUCAGACUGGGGCCACAGCAGUGGGCAGAGGGGUUUCACCCUUUGCGCCUGCUCUGGUCCUGAUCCAUAUUUUUGCCUCCUGUCACUCAGGCAGCUGUUUGGCAAAGAGGAAACCCCCGAUUGGCAUCCCCGGAGUCCCUGCAUGGCUGCUAUUUGUUUACAUUUCAAAAAGCAGAGACUCGGGACCCCAUCACACCAUAGGCAUGCCGUCUAGUGUGGUCCUCAGUAUACCUCUUUUCUGGUGUCAGUGUGCUGUGGGCCUACAGUUGGGAUCCUGCCUCAGCUGUCUGAAAUUUGAGAAAUUCUGCUUGAGAGUCGUGUAAAGGUUGACCUCUUCUUCUCCCCCCCCCCUCACCCCACCCUCCAUGAAUGUGUUGCUUUCGGGCUCAAUCAUUGCUUCCCAGCAGGGCCCCAGAAAAAGAUGUGCAUCAACACAAUGUUUCCUAACCCACGUAUGAACUUCAGUCUGCGCACAGCACAGGGUGUGCCGAAUAGUGGCAUGUUUUCUGUGCAAUUGGUUCCCCCGUGGCAUAACAUGUUGGACCCGCAAGAGAUUGGGAUGUGUUCUCUCUGGAGACGGUUGGGUGCAAAUGCUCUUGUGUGUUUCUUUUGUUCCGUACUUGUUCAGGAAGCCAGAAGGCUGUGCUAAUCUGGGCAGGCCAGCUAAUAAUUGGAAGCCAUACUUAAAAAGCAGGAUCAUAGUACCAUAGUCCUGUUUAGGUAUUAUGUCGUACACUUGUACAUGUUUUUGUGUGAACGGCUGUACCUGUGUUCAUUUUAAACCGGAACCUGGAUACAGGCCCCUCCAAUGCAUGGUACAGAUGGGAAGUGUAUUAAUCUGUCCCUGCGUUCAGCUUAAUGUGUGAAUAACUCUACUGGUGUCCAGAUCUGUACUGCUGUACACGGAACACUUGUAUGAUUCAUACCAUGUGAUUAGCGCUCGCGAGGCAGAGAUUUGGCAGGAUGUCUUCAGUUACGUGAUCACUUGCUCCCACUGUGGAAGCCUACUUAGUUUUUGUUUUUCUCUACUGACUUUCAUGGGUCACCACAUCCGUCAUGCCAGGGUCUUAGUUCCCCGGAUAUUGGUGGACUACAACCCCCACCAUCCUCAGCUAUAAUAGCCUUCAGCCACUGAAGUUGUCACCCAGCAACGUCUGGGCACCCCAGGUUCACAACCACAGCAAUAUGCGCUUGGAUUCAGACAAGGCGAUCCGGGGGAAAGGAUUGGGUGAUUAAAACGGACAAUAUGCGUGUGAAUUCACUUUGAAAUAGCAAAAACUAAUUGAGGUUAUUUCCACCCCCGCUCCUUGAUCAAAUGUAGCACUUUGGUUACUUUUUUCUUAAAUGAAUAAAUAAAUAUAUAUUUGUAUUCUGCUAUUUUUUUGUUAAUGUGUCAUUGAGAUAAGUCCCAAAUAAAGCAAUGUAAACUCCUGUUCCAGAGUUGUCCCAUAAUACGUCUUGGGCAUAGUUUGGGCAGGGAACAUCUCCCACGGAAAGGCCCUGGAUGCGGGCAAGACUAAUUCUUUUGCCUGCACAAGUUCUGUUUGUGAGGAAUUCAUGGCAGGUUGUACCUGGUGCAUGAGUGAAUGGCACUCUUCCUUGUGACCUCCCAGUCCUGUCUGUGGCAUUUGCACAGAAGAUGUUCCCAUUGGAUUGUGGUCCUCCUCAUUCAGUCUCUCCGUGCUGAAUCGCAUGUGCACCCGUAAAUCCUGUCUGCUGCGCAUGGUUCCACAAAUUGACGUCAUGGAUGCUCCAUGUGUUUUCAACACAUGAAACAGAUUAUUUGUGGCCUGUUUUUAAUGUUCGUCUUAUCCUCCUCGCUUCUUUGAGCUGCACACAGAAAAAUAGAGAGAAAUGCAGAAUUGUAAAAGCUGUAGUGUUGAAAUGGGCUGGAGUGAAGGCUGUGUCUUCAGUGGAGGGACCAUCUUAGAAGAGGUUGGCUUGCUCUGUCCCCUGUCGCCUGCCUUGGGUGGUUCUGCCAUGCCAAGAAAUGCCAUCUGCCACCCUUGUUUUGGUUGCCCUGCAUUGCUCUUGAGCACUUUGAGAGGGAAUAAAACCUGGAGCGGGUGGGCUUCAGGACAUGCUACCCCACAGUAGUCUGGUGGUCGUCCUGCUCAUGUUCUGCCAGGAUGCCAUUGUAUCCCACAAUUUGCAGGGACUUGUUCUUCUGGGUGGAGAGGAUUAGAUGAGCGCGUGAGACUGUGAUUCUUGGAGAAGUGGCCAAUGCGUGUAUGCAUCAGCAGCCAAGCAGCAGUGGAAUGCCACCUUUUGGAGCAGGUGCCAUCUUUCUCUCUUCAGGUGACAGUUGGACAGCUGAGGCAGUGCAUCUCUGGUGCAGCUCCUCCUCUUACAUUUCCAAGGAACACUGAGGAGGGGUUGACCGACAUUCACGCUCUCUUGGAGAGCCCUCGCCCAAACAGUCUGGCAGCCACAUCAUGAUGGCUUCAGCUUCUCAGCUGACUAUCUGACUGCCCCCUUUUGUCUCUGCUCCUUAGAUGGUGAUGGUGACGGAGUGUCAUAGGCCCAUUUUCCUCUUGUGGAUUCAUUGGACACUGGUUGUCUUCUGCCCGGUUUGUCUGUCCAGAGCUUCAGCCUUAGUGUCAGGGAUUAGUGAGGUUAGUUUGCAGCUGCAGAGAGAAUCUCUCUUUGCCAUGUGCAUGAGCUAGUGUGCAUCUUGAAGUGCCAGGGGACAAAGAGACGGGGGAUCUGGGUGUGCAUGUGCAGGGGAGAGACCCAGCAAAAUGUAGCUGUUCUUGAGGCAUUUUGCCUCCUCAUUCGUGUGGCAGACGCACACUGAGCUGACAAGCAAGUAGCAACAAUUUCUGAUGGCAAGGGCAUUUUAAUCAGUGGCUGCUCUGUGUGGGGCCUAUCACUGCUCUUCCUUUGGGCCUUUGCAUUUUGGGGGGGGAGUUGGUUUCAACAAUACUCUGGCAGCCAACUUUCACGAAAGGAAAAGAAAAUUGCUUGCCCAACGGGCCUGCUUGCACAAACAGUGCAACUGUGGAGCAUUCACUCUCCUGCAGUUUACCCCUUCUUUUCUGUGGAUAAGUUAGCAUUUUUUUCCUUCUGAUUUAUGAAAGAAGAGCCGUGAUCUGGUGUAGCUGACAUUUCACUGCUUUUGCGGGUGGUUUUUGGCGAAAGUCGACUGUGGACACAUUGUUGGAACUGAAGCAGUAGUGGUUCAGGAAGUGGUCUUUGCAGAAGCCUUUGUUGCCGAGCACCUAAAACAAGGGAGCGAGAUCUUGUUACGGAGUGAAGAGCGCAGGGUCCCAGGGCCUGCACUUGAGCUUGGCGGACAGUGUUGCUGUGGUGGUUUUGAAGCAACUUCCCGUUAAGCCACUGGACACCACCCAAAGCAAAUUGAAAUCAAUGGCAUCUUAAGCACACAUCAAAGUACUCAAAUUCUAUUGAUUUCAAGGCAAAUUUAGAGACAAUUAUCUUCCUUUGGAUUGUGCCCAUACCAGGCUAUCGGUAGAUCUCCACAGCAGUGUUCUCCACAAGGGAGAAACUUUGAGUUGCUAUCUGGUGGAGACUCUCCACAAUAUGACGGCACAACAGGUCUGAUGGAGUUGCCCACUCAACUGCUUGCGUGUGGCCACCUGUCCUCAAGCAUGCUCAUAGAACCAUUACAUUUUGUAACAGUCAGGGGACUUUUCCGUCGGAAGGUGACCACUGUCUUCCCUUGAUGGGCACCCUCACCCCUAUCAAAUGAUAAGAUCCCGCAAGAACAGAGCAUGACUGUCUAGAAUAUCCCAUAUCUUUCCACCAUGCCCUUAUCUUUAUCCAUGGGGCAGCUGCUGUCCUGGCUUCUUUUCCUCCUCCUCCCUUCUCCCAAGAGAGUGUCCCCGUGCCUUUCCUGUCCCGUCAGUUGCUCAGAAUGCUGAUGAAUGGGAGUCCCCAACCCCCCCGCCCCGAAUUUUGAGCAAGAAAGGAGUCCCAUCCACAAGGCAGAGAAUUGCUGAGCUCAGCUCUGACCACAGCACCACUAAAAUGCACGAUUCCUGCAAGCAAUUUAGGGUGCGAGAUGAAAAAACAAUGAAAUGGUCCAGCCACCUUUUGGCACAGGGUUUCUCAACCUUGGGUCCCAGAUGGACUACAGCUUCCACCAUCAUCUGUGGCUCAGGAUAAUGGGAGUUGUAGCCCAAAAACUUCUGAGAACCCAAGUUUUGAGAAUCCCUGCUUUGGUACUUGCUGCUAUGUUUAUAGAGCAGUAAAAGGACAGGGUGGUGAAUCAAAUCGGAGCUGAAGGUUGUGAAUUGGAACUAUGGGGUGACUGAUAUUUAUCCCAGCAUAGUCUCUCUUUCCAGAUUGCUGGAUCUCCAACAAGAACUUUUAUCAUGCAUUUUUUCUAUAUGGGCAAGAGGAUAGCUUCACUAUUAUCCUGAUGCAUUUAUUGAGUGUCUGAUGCAUUUAACGGUAAUGGGGAUGGCUGAGGGUUUUUGUAAACUCAUUGCUAAUGAAAGGAUUUUGGCUAACGCAUGAGCAAGGAGUACAACAUGUAAAUCACUUCAGUCUCUUUGACCUGACCCUUCAACCAUGUCAACUUUCAUCUCGUGUUGCACUCCUAGUCUAGCUUCCGUUUGUUAAUCUGUAGUGUGGUGCAGAAGUGUGGCCUUUCAGUACCUCCCAACUCUAUGGUUCUAUGAAAUGACUGUGGUAUUGCUGAUGUUCUUGUAGAAUUGUGAUGAUUCUUAAUUUGGGGGUAUCCAAGAUGUCUGAUUUCUCACUUGUUUAGGGUAAUGUUUGGACUGAGACAGCUUUCAGUAUUCUGAACUGAAUGAGGGUUGGAUCUGGGGUACUGGUCUUCCUCUCUUUUAGAUCAAGUAAAUGAAGAGCAACUUGCCAUAUUCUCCAGAAUAAUUCACAUUGAUGCUUAACCUGCAUCUCUUACCAAUGUGCAUUAGAAAUACAAUCUUGCAUUCACUCAUUCUUGCCUUUUUCUGAGGGAGUGAUGCUAUAGAGGUCCAAGUUUCUUGGAAGAUGAUCAGCGGAUGUGAGAUUUCUUACUAGGAGUAUCUUCCAUUUUCAUCUUUAGAAAAGGGCUCCCUAGUGCAAUUUUUUGCACCCUGUAUGACUUCCUGUUCUUUUCAGUGAUUGGUGUUCGGUUCUUUGGCAAUAAAUGUUGAUUUGUGUGAACUAUUGACAUCCGCCUAUGUCGGCAGACCUUGCCUUGAUAACAGUGUGAGCGGCAUCUCCCAUCAGCUAUGCCCGCUUUCCCCCAGUGCUGUUACAAUUUUGGGUUGGCAUGUUCCCUCAUUGUGCUAUAUUAGCUGGAUCACACAGAGGCUGGCUUCUUGCUUACCAUUUCAAUGUUUGUUAGUCCUAUUAAAGCAAAAGCUGCUACACUCACAAGAGUCUGUCCAGGACUGUGUAUUCCCUGAAGUUAAACGUUCAUUUUAGCAUCUGGAAUGUUGGCAAUAACUUGUAUUGGUGAGAAGAAGAGAACUGGAGAUUGGAAAUACCUGUCAUGGUAUCAUGAGAGAUUGGAAACAUCAUGGAGAUUGGAAAUACCUGUCCAGUAAGGUCAAGAAGAGGAUUGGGGUCUUGUUUGGGCUGAUCUAGUGCCCCAUGUAUGCUUUGAUGCGCAUAUGUGGCUUUUGUGCAUGGACUACCGCAUUGAUUUCAGUGGAGGGAGCAGCUCCAAAGAAAUGUGCACGUUUCUGCCAGCACCAUUGAAAUGAAUGGAACAGCUCUUGCAGGUGGGAGAGCCCCUUUCUGCAUCUGCAUUCCUGAACAAUUGCAGGUUUGGGGCCCUACAUUUUGCCCUUCUCAGCAAACAUCAGGCCAAGAGAUCUGGACCUCCACCCAGCUAAAGUGAACCAUGAUCAAGGCCCACUGAAAUCAAUGGAACAAAUUAGAAAUGACUAGCUUAAGUCCUGUUUCUUCCAGUGGGACUUAGUCUUGACUGACUUUAGGCAGAUUGAAUUAGGAUGUUUCUUUUAUUAUUAUAAUAUAUAUAUAUAUAUAUAUAUAUAUAUUCCAAUUUAGGAUAUUUACUCAGGUUCUUAAACCACUAGGGGCCGCCAUUGAGAAAAGCAUGUCCCUCUCCCUUAGACUCUUUAUUUUUCUCAGGUUUUUGUGUAGACACAGUUGCUUUAGCAAGGUGUUAUCCUGGGUCCGCCUACCCUCUCUCUCCCCUCUUAUGCACCGACCUCCUUAAGGUUGAAAUAGAUUCAGAAGAGACUGGCCUGGCUUGCUUGGUUCAAGGCUGAGCCCGGCAUCUGCCCCACCAUGGAGCACAGACCUUGAGCGUGAAGUUGGUCGAGCUGGGUGGAGGGGUUUUGAGAGCGGCCGGGGGGUUUCUUGUGGCAGGAUUUGACUUUUAAUUGGUGUUGAGUUCAGAUGGCGGGGUGAAUAUACAGGGCAAAAUUUGAGCAUCUCUGCCUGUGGCUACCACACAACUGUGGGUUAUCCAAGCUAGUUUUGAAAUUUUCAAAUGAACAGCUGAAAUUAAAAGGGUGCAACCAUGUUUUUUGAUUUGUGGAGUGCUUCUAAGUGGGGUGGUGGAACGGAUCUUGGCAGCUCCUCGUGCAUAAGUGGGAAGCCCUGAGGGCAAAGUAAGGUCAUUAGUCUCUGCAGACGUGUGUCAACCUUUGCCAGUUAGUUGACCCUUUCUUUUUAUCCAUCCUUUGAAGGCAAGCUGAAAUAUUUACCUGCAGCUCCAUCCCAUUUUUCUGACACUUUGCUGUUUAGAAAGGGGGGCGGAAGGUAACUGAUUGGGUCGAGUUGGUGCAAGGCCAUGAAAUUGCACUCUUUUAGUGAAUGGCUGGAUGUCUCCUCUAUAUUGGAUCCAAAAAAUGUGUUUAUUACAUGACUGGAGUGAAAUCUUUUGGAUUCAUAAUAGAUCCCACUCCUGACCCUGCACCUGCACGUGCUUUUCUUUAUGUGCCAGCACAGCCACUCAGGAUCUGUAACCCUUGCGCCAUUUUUGUUUAUGAAAUGAAUUGAGGUCAAGUUCUGAAUGCACUCAUCCUUUCCGUAAAAACAAAACAAAAACAACCCACCCAAAAAUCCUUGGUGAUAAAACUGGUUUUCUGAAUCCAUUUAGUUUUCUAUGUUCUCUUUAAUUGAAUUAAUUCACUAUUUCAGUUGCUUCAUUUUGUCUGUGUGGAAAAUAAUUUUAGCCGAUAUCCAAAUUGCCUGUUUAGCAACAGGAACAAUCUGGUGUUUUGUGAAAGAGCUUCCACAACUAUUCUUGCCUCAGGUUGUGGAACUUGGACAAGGAUCCACCAAGUUCUGGCUGGUCUUAGUAGCCGAACCUUUUGUUUACUAACAGCUGUGCAGCACCUAUAUCCUAUGCUGUUUCCAAACAAAUACCAAUUUUGUCAGAUCUUGUAAAGUUACAUAUUAAUAACUGAGGCUUUAUCUAGGUUAGUAAUAGUUUCCUGCAAAACAUUUAAUUUGUGAUUCAAUGCAUGGCUUUUGACCAUCAUUUCUUUUCUAAAGUUUAAGUUCGAAAUUUGGGGAAUGUAUGGAUUUGGGUCAGUAAGGUGCCAAUUUUAAUUCCCUGUCUAAGAAAUGCUAUGGAAUGACAGAUAGUGGGGUGGCCCUGUGGCACUCGAGAGAGUAACAGCCUUUGUGUGGCUGUUUGAGUUUCCAUGGACAUAGACUCCAUUUCUCAGAUGCAGUUUUCCCAAGCAACAUCCCUCAACCUCGCUACCUACAGGGUUUGCAGAAGUUGGGCUUGAUUAAUUUUUUAUUCAGGUCUCAUGGUAAUACCAUAUUUUUGGCAUGUGAGAUCCUUUUUAUAGGGUCCUAGUUAGACCCCAACAGUUCAAAGAGAGGGGAGAAAUUGCUGCAUUCUGAUGAUAAGAGGUCCAAGUUCCUGGCUACGAACUUUGACUCUCCAACACAUUCUUCUCAGACUUCAGUCUUAUGCACACUGGUGUGGGAGUAAGCUCCGUGAACUCAGUGGGGUCUACUUCUGAGUAAGCAUGCAGAGGAUCAGGCUGCAAAAGGCGUUGAGCCACCUGCUUGCCAAACACUCUCCUGAUAGCUCUCCAGCCCCCUUUGCCUUCCUAACAGCAACCGGAAGCCUCUUCUAAAAGGCUGCUGCUUCCGAAUGCUUGCUUGAUUCGCCCAGAGCAGAGGUGACUCACCUGAGGCUCUGCAGUGGCUGUUGAGUUACCACCCCCAUUGUCAAAGCUGCCGUUGGCUCUGGCUGGGGAUGACGAGGGUUGCCUCAGGUUGGCCUCUCCUGUUCCAAGAUGUGAAAGUGGACUCAAAGAAAGGGAUAUGGCUUUCCAGCUCUUCCCUGCGUCAUUUGUUCUCUCUCUCUCCUCCUCUUGGACUGCAAGCUCUUCCAGGCAGUACAGACUGAUCUCGUUUGGAUCGGUGACUCACUGCACAGUGUGUGGGCCACUAGAGUCAUUUGGCCAUUGGAGCUGGCCGUUGGAACCAGCGGACAAGCCCAGAGAUAACACAGAGGCAAACUGCUGGUAGCGACCUUUACUCAGAUAGCGAUUUCUUACAAGGGGAUGGGUUCUCUCCUGUUUUAGACAGGAAUUGUACACCUUGAGCACACAUGGGUGGGUGGGUGUGAUCUGAUUCAGUUAGGUGGUUUUGGUGGAGGGAAACAAUUGGUGCCACAUAGGAGCCCCUCUGUUCUUACCGGCCGGCUAGCUAAGUCGCCUUUUGUUGGAAACCAUGAGGCCAAAUUGUCUUAUUGGGAUUCCUGCUGAAUCUUCAAAACCCCAUUCUGUGUUAAGGAAAGAAUGACCUUGCACCCAGACAAAUACUUUGGUGUCCCAAGUGGAUUUCAGAAAGCCAUUUUGCAAAGAAGUUCUCAUCCUAAUCCAAGCCCCAAGCCCAGUCUUUAGCUUGUGAUGUUUUGGAAGGGGUGGUCUCCCUUGAAGAACAGGCCGUCAGAUGCGAGGUGAGGAGGGGUCACCCCAGGACACUGGUCUGGGAGAAGGAAAGCUUCCCUUCUUGAGAGUAAGGUCAGCAUCAAAAAGUGAACUUCAGCAGUUGCUGCGGGUGGGAAGCUUCACCUCCAAGGCAGACGGGCUUCUCCAAGUCUUGCAGAGUGCCUCAGCAGAUGCAUGGUUGCGCUCUCCGUGCUCAGUGUCCGUCUCUAAAAGUGCCUACGUGAGUAACUGGACAUGAUCGUGAACUGGAGGCGCUGGUGUUGCUGGCUCUUCCCUGCCUCCGCCCCCCGGCUCUUCCUUGUGCACUACCUCCCACUGUGCAGGACUUGGAGUCGGGAGCCUGGACGGUGAACUCACUGCCAGAAGAAGUCCUGGCUGCCCCCUCCGCUGCCUCUCUCUUUGCUCCUCUUGACUUGAAUUCUGUUUCUAGAGACCCUUUUUAGAAUGGAGCUUUCUCAAGACAGUUUGUUGCAGGCUUUGCUUUUCCAGGCGGAGGGUGGGGAGAGGGAGAUGAGGUUGCCCAGAUCUGAUGUGAGGAGAGGUGGUCUGGACGGGCAGUCCUCCGAUGCAACCCCCAUUCUGGAUGUCUGCGACGGCAUGCCAGCCACGUCUUGACUCUGCUCCAGCCCUUCUCCAGUUGUGGUCUGUCCUGUGUCUCCGUUACAUUUCAGCUGCGCCAGCGUGGCUGUGGCAGAUGAUGGUGGCAGUUGCCAGCACCGUAGCACUAGCCCUGCUCCCCCUGCGGUCACAAUAUCUCAGGCAGGUUCAUACACCGAAGGAAAUAGCCACGAUCCUGGGCAGAGCAGCAAGCAUUGCAACUCCACCUCAUGACCAUUGACUUGCUUUUGUGUUGGUUCAUAGGAUUGGCCCUAUUCCAAAAAUAGAAGGGUUGUCUUUAGGAUUCUGCCUCCGUGCAUUUAAUACCAUCUCAGUAACUGCUUCUGCAGAGCAGGUUGCAUUCGCUGCCGUGGGGGUGUGUGUGUGUGUGUCUUCGUGGCGUUUCUCUUAGGAAGGCGUUUCCACUGGGACCCUUAAUCAGGUUUCCAAACAUGCCAUUUUGUCAGGCCCAUUUUUAGAUGUCCUUGGGUUGUUGUAAGUCUGAAAGUGUCUUGAAGACGUUUUGUUUAAUCUUUUUUCUAAAGACAAAUAGGUAUUUAAACAAAAAUUAAUAGGUAUUUAAACAAACAAUUUCCUGUAAGGAAAAGUAUCCCCCCCACCGCCACCCCUGUUUGCAGUUGAGUAAAUUCUCACCUGGUGCAUUGGUUUCAGAGGUGCCAGCAUUUCACCCUAGUGAUGGCGAAGCAACAGGUUUCCAGUAAGCUACCCUUCCAGCUUCACCAAACCAGUUUCCAGCAACUAAAGCCUCAUCUAGAGAAAGUGAGUUGGGCUUGUGAAUGAUUGAAGUGGCCUUCUAGGGAGGUGGGCCACUGGUCUGUCUAGUCGAGUGCUGAGUGCUCAGCCUGGCAGCCUCUCUCCUGGGCGCCAGGCAGAGAACUCACUCAGCCGUUGGAAUAACUGGGAUGAGGUCACCAUGACUGACUUGAGCCUUGCUGAGAUCACUAGAGCUUCCGGCUGGCUCACUGUCUCUGGAUGAGGCUGCACAGGGAGCAUUUGCCCAGCUUGGGUUGGGGUCCGCGUUGACUAAUGACUAAUGGUCACUAGUGUGAAGACCCCAGAGCAAGAGGAACAAGGCAGGGCGCACUGAAACGAGUGGGACCGUCUUGCAGCUUUGAAGGCUGAAAUGCUGGGUUGCUGUACACGUUGCUACAUGUACCCGGGGAUGGUAUCCGGAAUCAAGGGCACACUUAGCAUUGGUAUUCAUGACCAAAUGUCUUGAUUGCUGGGAAGUCUGCUUUUUGAUGGCAAAAGUUGCAAUGCAAAUGUGUUUGCACCAUGCCUAGACCGUGUGGCGGUUGUGCAUGUUGUAGCUAGGGCCUGCGUUCUUGAGUGCAGAAGGAGCCUGCAGUGCAGCCCUGAUGCCUGCUGAACACUCUGGAUUCUUUGGGAGGCAGCACAAUAUUCCAGCUGGGAGCUCCACUGGGCCUAGGGGAGAUGUGUGCUGGUGUGUUGCACAGGUCUGCCCAGAAUCUCCCUUGUGCCCCUGCACAUUUCAUAGAGCAGCUUGUGGGGCUGGAGGGCAGGCCGAGAUGAGGGGGUUGGAGACACGGCUGCCCCGGGCUGCAGCAACUUGGUGCUUUCCUCCAGCCACGCGGGUCACAGCGAGUGCCUUCCAGUGGCCUCUCCCCUUCCAUGGCGGAGAAGGGUCGGGUUGCCAGUGGCUCUUGACUCUCCCUUUGGAAAAUAAAAAGGAAAGGAUGUCAUAGUUACUUCUCCACCCCCACCCUUCAGAUGCGACGUUUGUGUUGGAGGGGAAACAGUUCAGCUUUACUUUGACUAGAUACCUUGCAUCGAAAAGCGUUGGCAAUGUGUGUGAGGGAGAGGAGGGAGCGGCUGUGUCCUUCAUUUCAGAAUGUGUGUGUGUGUGUUGGGUGGGUGGUGGCGGCAUUCAACACUGCGACUUAAUGGGGAACUGGGAAGCCAGUGCGGCUUGUGUCCACCGACGAACCAUUCCCCCUUCCGCCAUCCAUGUGCAUCUGAGCGCAGCCCAUCCCGUGACCGCUAACUGCGUUGUCCUAGAGCCUGUUGACGACAAGCGGAGUGUGUGCGUUUUCUAAGUGAAGUGCCAGGAUUGCCUGGCCCCUGUGUCUCCGUGUUCCCUUCUCGCCCACUAAUGGUGGUGGCAACACACACCGUCACGGGUGUGUUUGUCUGCCAUACUGUGUUCAGCCUACCUCAAGAGGUAAAUCUGUGUCUCACUGUCCUGCAGCCACAAUCUUCUUUUUUUUAAACUUUAAUUUUCUACUUACACACACAGACACACACACAACACUGGAAUGUAUACCCCCACCCUAUCCCUGUCCACCCCACCCCCUUGCUGUUGCCACCAACCCCUAUUGCAGAUUGGAUGCUGCUUUAAAUGUGAAGGAAAAAAACCCCGAAACAGUUGUUUUAAAAAAGCUAUAUAAGGAAGAAAAAAAUAAAUAAAUAAAACCUGAAUGAAAAGCUAAAGCUGAAUUUAUAAGCCUUGUUGCAUAUGAGCCAAAAGUGCAAAAAGCUCCGUAUAAUAAACUAACCUGCCACUCAUAUAAAUAUAAAUAUAUAUAAAUAUAUUAAAAUCAGACUGUUCUACAAAAUUGUGUAUUUGUAUUUUUGUGUACGUACAAUUUUCUGCUAAGCAGAAGGAGGAUGUAGUAUAGGAUGAUGUAAGAGGAUUUUUUUUAAUCAAAUUUCUUUUGCUACUUAUUUUUGUUAACAUCCAUAUGCCUGUCUUUGUCUUCUAUACGUAUGACACUGUUUCUGAAAAAGCUGCAGUCUCUCGCUCUCCCUCCCUUGUUCCCCACCUCUCAUCCCCAGUUCUCCUCUUCCUCCCUUUCUUUGGUCCUAUAUUUCAAAAUUAGGGUAAGUGCUGCCCCACCAGGAACUUCUUCAGAAAAUUGAACAUCCCCAUUAAUAUCAAACGACAGGUCAGAAGGAAUUCAAACUGAAGAUAAAUCUCCCAGGUUAAUAAUUACUACAGUCGCCCUUGACUGUAUUGAACCCAGGUACAAAACUGCUCAAACCGUUAGAGUAGAGAAAUGGGGAUGUACCACUGGUUCCAUAGGUGAUGCCGUGAGGCCAAAUCCAUUUUGUUAAAGGGGUCAUCAUGGUCUCCUCCUCCUCCUCCUCCUCCUCCUCCUCCUCCUCGUUCCUUUGUUAAACAAAAACUAGUUUAAGUGUCUACGAAUCCUCUCCAGCCACUAGAGGAAACGGGGGGCCAUGGCGACUGAAUCCUGAAAUACAAUUUAUUACAGAAUGGUCAGUGCCUUGAGUAAGUUCUCCAUUCACACGUAACACAAAAGGUUCAUGUGUACCCACGUGAAAUGCAUCUUUUAAAAAGCUCUAAUGGAGGCCAUGGUAAAACUGCUCUUCCACCUCAGUGUGCAGACGAGGAAUUCGUGAUUCGGCCAUGUCGAAACCUCAUUUUGAAGAACUAGUAUGACAGGGAAGAGGGUUCCAACUUGAUCGUCUUCCUGCCAUGCUACUCUUGCAUGUGUAGGAACAGGGUGGUGUGUUCUUGCAAAGGAAUGUGCAAAGUGGUUCUCACCAGGCACUUUCUGUUGAGAGCUUCUGCCCGAAGCCAGAGUGUGCCGCCAUAAGGAAGUUGAGCGUGGGCUGCGCUGGAUGGCAGCGGCCGCUCUCGCCAUGCUGUUCUAGACCCUUGCGUGUGUCAGGUAACCUUUCUGAGCCUCAGCGUCUUCACACACAGGCACGGUCAAUUCGUUCACUAAUUUUACAAAGUGCCACAAGGCUCUCUGUGUAGAUGUACCCCAUUAUUUUUUCUUCUCCAUUAAGAAAAAAUAACAAAAGAAACCCUACCCCAUAACCUGUCUUUUGGGGGGGGGAGGGAGGGAGGGAGCGAAGCUGCAUCUUUCUAUGUAGGGCUCAUAUUUAUACCAAUGUGUACUGACUGUGGCAGAAGUCCUUGUUUCUGUACGUGAAUGGAGAAAGGGAGAAACAAGUGCUCUAUUGUAUUGAUUAAAAACUAGUUUUAAAAAAAUGAGUCCUGUAUCAUUGUAUCUCCUAUUCUGGAUUAUUAGUGCCUUUUUGGACAGUAGACUGUUCUGUAACUAAAUUGUAGUAUAACAGCUUUUUUGUACAGUUUUGUUUUAAUAAAACUUUUUUUUAAUUUGUGUUUAUUUUAGUAUUGUACCUACUAGAAAAUUAAAAAUGUAUAACUGAAAA